AUGGCCAGUCUGGUGGCCCGCCUGGUGGCCCGUCUGGUGGCCCGCCUGGUGGCCCGUCUGGUGGCCCGCCUGGUGGCCCAUGUGGUGGCCUAUGUGGUGGCCCGCCUGGUGGCCCGUCUGGUGGCCCGUCUGGUGGCCCAUCUGGUGGCCCGUCUGGUGGCCCAUGUGGUGGCCUAUGUGGUGGCCCGCCUGAUGGCCCGUCUGGUGGCCCGCCUGGUGGCCUAUGUGGUGGCCCGCCUGGUGGCCCGCCUGGUGGCCCGCCUGGUGGCCCGUCUGGUGGCCCGCCUGGUGGCCUGCCUGGUGGCCCGUCUGGUGGCCCAUGUGGUGGCCUAUGUGGUGGCCCGCCUGGUGGCCCGCCUGGUGGCCCGUCUGGUGGCCCGCCUGGUGGCCCACCAUGUGGCCCGUCUGGUGGCCCGUCUGGUGGCCCGCCUGGUGGCCCACCUUGUGGCCCGUCUGGUGGCCCGCCUGGUGGCCCGCCUGGUGGCCCGCCUGGUGGCCCGUCUGAUGGCCCGUCUGGUGGCCCAUGUGGUGGCCUAUGUGGUGGUCCGCCUGAUGGCCCGUCUGGUGGCCCGCCUGGUGGCCUAUGUGGUGGCCCGCCUGGUGGCCCGCCUGGUGGCCCGUCUGGUGGCCCGCCUGGUGGCCCGUCUGGUGGCCUGUCUGGUGGCCCACCUUGUGGCCCGUCUGGUGGCCUGCCUGGUGGCUCGCCUGGUGGCCCGCCUGGUGGCCCGUCUGGUGGCCCACCUUGUGGCCCGUCUGGUGGCCCGCCUGGUGGCCCGUCUGGUGGCCCGUCUGGUGGCCCACCUGGUGGCCCGUCUGGUGGCCCGUCUGGUGGCCCAUGUGGUGGCCUAUGUGGUGGCCCGCCUGAUGGCCCAUCUGGUGGCCCGCCUGGUGGCCUAUGUGGUGGCCCGCCUGGUGGCUCGCCUGGUGGCCCGCCUGGUGGCCCGUCUGGUGGCCCGCCUGGUGGCCCGCCUGGUGGCCCGUCUGGUGGCCCGCCUGGUGUGGGAACCGACCUUGCACGAGAGGGACGCUGUUAAGCGCCUUCAAAAAGCAGCCGAUCCAUCAGGCUGUGAUUCCUACGUCAUUGUGCGUGCAGCGGCAACCAACAGUUUUGUCGAUCAGGUCUCGUUCGACACCCGGUCGCGAGUGGACAUUGAUCCUCCCUGGAGCCCCACAGCUGGAGCCCACAGCUGGAGCCCACAGCUGGAACCCACAGCUGGAGCCCACAACUGGAGCCCACAACUGGAGAUCAGAGCUGCAGCCUACAACUGGAACCCACAACUGGAGCCCAAAACUGGAGCCCACAACUGGAACCCACAACUAGAGCUCACAACUGGAGCCCAAAACUGGAGCCCACAACUGGAGCCCACAACUGGAGCCCACAGCUGCAGCCCACAACUGGAGUCCACAGCUGCAGGCCACAACUGGAGCCCACAACUGGAGCCCACAACUGGAGCCCACAACUGCAGCCCACAGCUGGAGCCCACAGCUGCAGCCCACAACUGGAGCCCACAGCUGCAGCCCACAACUGGAGCCCACAACUGGAGCCCACAACUGGAGCCCACAGCUGCAGCCCACAACUGGAGCCCACAGCUGCAGCCCACAGCUGCAGCCCACAGCUGCAGCCCACAGCUGCAGCUAGCCCACAACUGGAGCCCACAGCUGGAGCCCACAACUGGAGCCCACAGCUGGAGCCCACAACUGGAGCCCACAGCUGCAGCCCACAACUGGAGCCCACAGCUGCAGCCCACAGCUGCGCAGCCCACAACUGGAGCCCACAGCUGCAGCCCACAACUGGAGCCCACAGCUGCAGCCCACAACUGGAGCCCACAGCUGCAGCCCACAGCUGCAGCCCACAGCUGCAGCCCACAACUGGAGCCCACAGCUGCAGCCCACAGCUGCAGCCCACAGCUGGAGCCCACAGCUGCAGCCCACAACUGGAGUCCACAGCUGGAGCCCACAACUGGACUGGAUCCCACAGCUGGAGCCCACAACUGGAGCCAACUGGAGCCAACUGGAGCCCACAGCUGCAGCCCACAGCUGGAGUCCACAGCUGGAGCCCACAACUGGAGCCCACAACUGGAACCCACAACUGCAGCCCAUAGCUGGAGCCUACAGCUGGAGCCCACAACUGGAGCCCACAACUGGAGCCCACAACUGGAGCCCACAGCUGCAGCCCACAACUGGAGCCCACAAUUAGAGCUCACAACUGGAGCCCACAACUGGAGCCCACAGCUGCAGCCCACAACUGGAGCCCACAGCUGCAGCCCACAACUGGAGCCCACAGCUGCAGCCCACAACUGGAGCCCACAGCUGCAGCCCACAGCUGCAGCCCACAACUGGAGCCCACAGCUGCAGCCCACAACUGGAGCCCACAGCUGCAGCCUACAACUGGAGCCCACAGCUGCAGCCCACAACUGGAGCCCACAGCUGCAGCCCACAGCUGCAGCCCACAGCUGCAGCCCACAGCUGCAGCCCACAACUGGAGCCCACGGCUGGAGCCCACAGCUGCAGCCCACAGCUGCAGCCCACAGCUGCAGCCCACAGCUGCAGCCCACAACUGGAGUCCACAGCUGGAGCCCACAACUGGAGCCCAUUGCUGGAGCCUACAGCUGGAGCCCACAACUGGAGCCCACAGCUGGAAUCCACAACUGGAGCCCAUAG
This is a messenger RNA of Procambarus clarkii (red swamp crayfish), 2661 nucleotides long. The record is from RefSeq and is a predicted model, not a curated record. Lineage: Eukaryota; Metazoa; Arthropoda; Malacostraca; Decapoda; Cambaridae.